UGUUUUGGUUGAAACUGUAUAUAAACAUUCUUAACAAUAACAGCAGCAGGCGCAGAAGAGCUUUCAUGCUAGUUUAGGCUGCUCAAACAGUAUUUCCCCCCACACGGAUCUGUCGCCCUGACACUAAAAUACAGUAUUCCCUUUUCCAAGGAACUUCCUAGACAGCGCCAUUUUAUCUCCACAACCACCUUACAAGGUUGGGGAGAUUGCGAAUAACCCGAGGGCACCCCGUGAGUUUCACAGCUCACCGAGGGAGGCCUCUCCAGCCGCGGAAGACAGUCUACUCUACUGGCUCAACUCUCUGUAGUCGCCUUUGUUGGACGCUGGAACGACUAUAUUUUUAACUGCUCGCAUUUCAUUGUUUUUGUCGUGUUUCUGCUGACAUGUCUGGGUGAAGAGCGGCUAACAACAACAUUCUCUGCUCUUGUAAUAAAAAAUGUUCAGGAAAGGGAAAAAGAGGCACAGUAGCAGCAGUUCACAAAGCAGUGAAAUCAGUACUAAAAGCAAGUCUGUAGACUCCAGCCUUGGUGGACUUUCAAGAUCUAGUACUGUUGCUAGUCUAGAUACAGACUCCACAAAAAGUUCAGGUCAGAGCAAUAGCAAUUCAGACACUUGUGCAGAAUUCAGAGUUAAAUAUGUUGGUGCCAUUGAAAAACUGAAGCUUGAUGAAAGCAAGAUUUUGGAAGGGCCACUGGACUUGAUAAAUUACAUAGAUGUGGCACAGCAAGAUGGAACGCUCCCGUUUGUUCCUGGGGAAGAAGAGUUUAUUAUGGGUGUUUCCAAAUAUGGCAUCAAAGUCACAACUUUAGACCAGUAUGAUGUCUUGCAUCGACAUGCACUCUAUCUAAUUGUCCGGAUGGUCUGCUACGACGAUGGCCUAGGAGCAGGGAAGAGUUUACUGGCUUUGAAAACGACGGAUACAAACUAUGAAGAAUACAACCUUUGGAUAUACCAGUGUAAUAGCUUGGAACAAGCACAAGCCAUUUGUAAGGUGUUGUCAACAGCCUUUGAUUCAGUUUUAACGUCUGAGAAGUCCUGAAUUUCUACAGCGGCACUUAAUAUGGAGAGAAGGAAGUGCUACGCACUGCAAUUGUAACAACUGGAGACAAGACAAAUAUUUUGGAUGGAGAGCACAUGUGAACCUUUUUUAACUGCAUGAACAUGUUCUUCAAAGAAGCAAAGAUUUCUCUUUGUAAGUAAACGUGUGACCACAAGACCAAAAAGAUGCACCUUGGUAAGGUCAUCCUAAAAUUUUAAAUAUUGGGCUGUAGCCCAAGAUUCUGUCAUUUAUGUACAUGUAAAUAAAAAGUUGGAUUUAAGAUA
This is a messenger RNA of Hemicordylus capensis (graceful crag lizard), 1323 nucleotides long. RefSeq names its product integrin subunit beta 1 binding protein 1 (gene ITGB1BP1). Gene Ontology annotation, molecular function: integrin binding. The transcript has 7 exons. Gene Ontology annotation, biological process: negative regulation of focal adhesion assembly; negative regulation of substrate adhesion-dependent cell spreading. The record is from RefSeq and is a predicted model, not a curated record. Gene Ontology annotation, cellular component: ruffle; cell periphery; lamellipodium. NCBI's taxonomy places the organism in Eukaryota, Metazoa, Chordata, Lepidosauria, Squamata, Cordylidae. The coding region runs from base 437 to 1039 and encodes 200 amino acids.